Pogona vitticeps (central bearded dragon) is the source of this 1470-nucleotide messenger RNA. It is a transcript of the gene NMU, whose product is annotated as neuromedin U. Lineage: Eukaryota; Metazoa; Chordata; Lepidosauria; Squamata; Agamidae. Gene Ontology annotation, cellular component: terminal bouton. Gene Ontology annotation, molecular function: neuromedin U receptor binding. The record is from RefSeq and is a predicted model, not a curated record. Gene Ontology annotation, biological process: neuropeptide signaling pathway; positive regulation of synaptic transmission; positive regulation of smooth muscle contraction.
CUGCCGCCAACUUGCAGAGCCGGAGCCGAGCGUCGAGCAAAGGGCGCGCCAACGCCGAGCGGCCGGAAAAACGCUUCCCCUCAGCUCCGAAGCCAUGCGAAGGGCGGGCGCUGGCCGGCGCCGGGAGCCUCCACUUGGGGCUGGGGGCGGCAGCGCUUUCCACCCGGGCCCGAGGAAGCCGCAGCCUGGCUCGGGGACGCCGUGGCUGUUGCUCCUUUCCCUCCUGGCCUUUGGGGUGAGCUCGUGCAAAGCAGCUCCAAUGGCAUCCCAUAGUCCACAAGGAGAACAUGAAUUGCAGAUGUGGAAUGAGAUAAAUGAUGUGUGUUCUACUUACUUGACCAGAGACACUUCACCUCAGUCAUCUAAUACAUUGGAGGAUCUAUGUAUUAUGGUUCUAGAACUUCUACAGAAGACUCAGGAUUUAGAUGAAAAGGACAACACCAAAAGAUUCUUAUUUCAUUAUACUAAGACCCAUGAAACAGGCAACUCAAACAUUCUGUCGUCUGUCCUGCAUCCUUUGCUGCAACUUGUUCCUCAACUGCAUGAGAGGAGACUGAAGAGAUACAAAGAGGACGAUGAACUUCGGAUACCUGGGGGAAUUCAAAGUAGAGGAUAUUUUAUCUUCCGGCCACGCAAUGGAAGGAGAUCAGCUCCCUUUCGCUAAAAUGAAUUGUUCCUCCUUGGACCUAGAAUUGCCAUAGGAUUCCAGACAAGAUGGGCUUUCUAUUCUUUAUUACAUUCACAAAUCUUUUUUUAAAAAAAGAUCAUUCACAAUGUAAAUUUAUUAUAAUUUGCAGUGCAAUACAAUGCUGUGCAUAUUUAUUCAUAAGUAAGUUGCAUUAUGUUUAGUUGGGUUUACUCCUAAGAAACUGCACAGGAUUGCCAUGUAAACCACAAGUAUUUCUCCAUUCCCUCUUUGUAACUGUGUGUAAUAAAACUAAAAGCAGUAUGACCUUGAUGUUACAUAAUUGCAUGCAAAAGAUCUUGUCAGUAACAGAGUAGCUACAUGGAGAGUUUUUUUUUCCCCUUUCUUGUAUUGUAAAUAAAAGCACUCAUUAGAGAAUUGAUUUUAAUGAGAAUAUUUUAAUGAGAAUGUUUCAGUUUUUAGUGUCAUGUUUUUCCUGGUUUGUGUCCUGUGAUUUGCAAUUAUGGUUUAAGUGUUUUUGUAAUAUAACUAGUUUAAUAUCUCACAUGGAUUAAAUGGGCCCUUCUUGUGUACUCUGAAAUUUCUGCUGUUGGAGAAAUAGAACAAUGUAACUAUAGUCAGUGAAAUUUGGAAAUGUAAAAAUUCAUAAAGAGGAGAAUUGAGCACCAUGAAUACAAAUCAUGUUUAGAAAACACAAAUGACAACAGUCUAUUAUUGUGCUAAAUCCAAUUUAUUCAUUCCAGAGAGAUGCUUGUGAUAGUUUACUAUUGUUGUUGUUUAGUCAUUAGGUUGUGUCUGACUCUUCAUGACCCCAUGGAGCAGAA